GUAUUGUGCUGUCAUGUCGGCAUCGUUUAGCUUAUUUUGGCGAAGUGAGAAUAAAUUAUAAACAAUUUUACGCGUAUCCAUUGUACUAAUUUAUUAUCAUAAUUCGCUGUUCGGCGUGUCUACUAACUUUUAUGUUGUACCUAAGUUAAACAAUGUCCACGUUCGAAGGCUCAUCUGUGGGUUAUGUAAAUUAUAAUUUUCAAAGCACAACUUUAGAGUUAGCGCGUUGCCAGUGGGCAAACUAUAGUGAUCAGCACUACCUUAAGUGUUGCAAAUGGUCACCUGACGGUACCUGUCUUUUAACAAUCGCGCGUGGCGCCGGUACUCACGUCGUGGAGCUCCCAUCCGAUCUAUACACUGGCGAGUCCAUGCUCACAAGCCGUCCCGUUAAUCCUCUAUCUCCCGCGGUAAGUGUUCCCGAAAACGGCUUGAUCUACGACUACUCAUGGUAUCCCGGAAUGAAUAGCAGUAAUCCGGCAACUUGUUGUUGGGUGGCGAGUGGACAUGAGGGUCCCAUUCAUCUUUGGGAUGCCUUCACCGGCGACCUACGCUGUACUUACCGAGGAUACAACAAUGUCGACGAGUUGGAAGCUGCUAUUAGCGUAACUUUUUCCGCUGACGGUCAGAAUAUUUUUUGUGGUUACAAGAAGAAUGUUAAAAUUUUCAGCACUAGCAGACCGGGACGCGAAUACUUGGAAUAUGCCACUCAACAUCCGGCUUCGUGCAUCGUUUCAAGCAUUGCUCAACCAGGUGUUGUCGCUAUAGGCACGUGGAAGAACACGGUCGAGCUAGUGUCUCAGAGCGACGGCACGUUCCGGCACCUGUGCAAACUGACCGGCCACAAGGGAGGGAUCACAGCGAUGGCGUUCUCGAUGGACGGGAUGCGGCUGUACACCGGAGCGAGGAAAGACAACGAAAUUAUCUGCUGGGAUCUACGAGUGCCGGGCCGACCGCUGUUCUGUUUGGGACGUCAGUGCAACACGAACCAGAAAAUUGCAAUCGACCUCUCCAGUGACGGAAGAUGGCUAGUCAGCGGAGGCACUGAUGGCAAAGUACAAGUGUGGGACGUAUCGCAAAGUGUAGCUCCCACAGUACAUAUGGAGUUGCCUCUACACACUGACUGCUGUAAUGGAGUGUCUUUGCAUCCCUAUCGACCAAUCUUGGCAUCAUCAUCAGGACAACAUCAUACCUUGGAUCCUCUGCAUCACACCAGAAGUGUCUUGGUAUAUGAAAAUGCUCUAAUUAUGUGGUGGGUGGGACCUCAACAGGAAGAUCCUGAUUUCGUUGGAACUUACCUCAAAGUUUCAUCUGGUAACACCUCUAACAACUGAAGAUGUGCAUAACCUCUGCAUUAAUUUUGCAUUAUGAUUUAAACGAAUAUCGUUUAAGGACAAUUUUGUUAGUCACUUUGUGAUACAAUACAUAAUAUCAUUAAUAAAGUCACAGUUUUAUCGAU
Photinus pyralis (common eastern firefly) is the source of this 1456-nucleotide messenger RNA. RefSeq names its product telomerase Cajal body protein 1 homolog (gene WDR79). Gene Ontology annotation, molecular function: RNA binding; protein binding. Bases 153 to 1331 code for a protein of 392 amino acids. Gene Ontology annotation, cellular component: Cajal body. NCBI's taxonomy places the organism in Eukaryota, Metazoa, Arthropoda, Insecta, Coleoptera, Lampyridae. Gene Ontology annotation, biological process: Cajal body organization. The record is from RefSeq and is a predicted model, not a curated record. The transcript is spliced from 5 exons.